CACAGACUCCAGUCACUUUUCGUGACCUUCGACUUGUCUUGACACGGAGGGUCUACCUACAGAUACGCAUGAAGGCCCUCUGGCAUCGAACUACACCCCAUCUUUCUCCAUAGUUCGGCUAUGGGGGACGUGGCCCAGGGAACGGCACCUCUACCAUAAUCUGGCUAUAAAGACGAGAGCCCCAGUCCAAUUACACCUUCCCCGGAACCCCAGAUCUUGCCUUUCCUCUACAACGAGCCCAAAGAUAGUGCUCUCCUACAUAUAGCAUCAUUGGGGAAAGGAAGGACGUGGUCCAACAUCCACAACUGGCUUGAUCGGAAUCAUGGAGCUCGCCGACACGGUUAACAUGAGCCAUUACGGCGCUCGUCAUAAUCUUCUUCACAACUGGCGCCUCCUGAUCUCAUGCCUGCUCCUAUCCACAUGCUACUUUACCUUUGGGUAUGAUGCUUACAUUUACGGCGGCGUCAUCGCGAUGCCAUCGUUCAUCGAGAAAUUUGGCAGCCUUACAGCAGCGGGCUAUGUCCUCACUGCUAAGGAGACCUCCAUUGUUUCAUCGAUUCCGACAGUGGGCUCCCUCAUUGGGUUUGUGAUGAUAGCUCUUAUGGCAGAUCGCUACGGUCGGAAAAUAACCAUCUACGCCGGGGCCGUUAUCGGACUGGUAGGAAUGGCACUUCAGGUGGCAGGUUCCAGCCUUGCCUUGGUCACUGUGGGACGAACGAUUGCAGCGACUUCAACCUUCGUUACAAUCAACAUGGCUCUUACCUUGUCCGCAGAGCUGGCGCCUGCUUGUCUUCGAGGAUCGAUCAUGACGCUAUCUGCCGUUACAAUCGGCAUUGCCGGCAUUAUCGCAUCUGGUAUCAACUACGGCACCUACGCCAUCUUGACCAGUCUUGCCUGGCGUCUUCCGGUGGGCCUGCAGUUUAUCGGCCCGGUCGUGAUCAUCCUGGCUGUUCUCUUCGUCAUGGAAUCGCCAACAUACUAUCUCAUCAAGGACGACGAUCAAAAAGCCCGACAGAGUCUUGUCAAAGUCCGCCAGGGUUACACGAACGCAGAAGUGGACACAGAAUUGGAGAACAUGAGACAUCAGCGCACUUUACACACAAGCACGCAGCGUAUCUCUCCGCUCGACAUGUUCAAGGGCAGCAACCUCCGAAGAACCAUGCUGUCAUCCUCCUUCGUCAUCAUCACCCAGCUUUCUGGCUUGGCUUUUGCCACUUCAUACGCCGCCAUCUUCUUUGUGCAAAUUGGCACUGUGAAUCCUUUUCUGAUGGUCCUUGCGCUUUCUAUCCUUGAAUGGGGAGGCGCAUGCGUGGGUCAGGUCCUCAUUGAAGUGUUGGGCCGUCGCAAUCAAGCUUUGCUCGCGACGGGCGUCCUUUUCGUCCUCGACAUUGCCGUUGGUGGCCUGGGCUUUGCGCCGGCUACUAAUCUAAAGGCCACCAGGGCGAUCGCUGCACUAUGCCUCGUCUUCGGAUUUUUCAUUGCAGCCACGAUGAGUCCGCUGCAAUGGUGCGCCAUUGGCGAGUUUCCUACAGCACGUCUCCGCAACCUGACCUCUGCAUAUGCUUUGCUCAAUUCGAGCUUAGCCAGUCUGGUCAUCUCGUACGUUUUACCGUACAUCACCGCUGCUGAUGCGGCCGACCUGGGACCGAAAGUCUAUCUCAUCUUCGCUGGCUGCAUGCUAGUGUGCUUCGUGUGGGCUUUCUUCUGUUACCCAGAGAUCCGUGGAAGGACGCUGGCCGAGUUGGACGAGAUGUUCGGAGAGGGGGUGCCAGCGAGAAAUUUCCGCACCCACGUCUGCGUCAACACCUUGGAAAACACAGCCACUAUCAUGGUCAACGACAUCAAGCAGGAGCAUCAGGGCGAGACUCAGCAGGUAGAAGUAGUAGGUGAUUCAGCUGGUGCUACUGGCAGAGGUCAGGAUGUGGAGAUGGUUCGUGUUGGUGAGAAAGCCGGAGAAAAGAUCUAGGUAUAUGGCGGGCUAUACUUUGGGCAAUUCUCUGGCACCUCUUCGUAAUGCGACACUCUCUAUAGGACAUGAUGGUGAUGGUAACUCGA
Exophiala viscosa is the source of this 2055-nucleotide messenger RNA. RefSeq names its product general substrate transporter. Gene Ontology annotation, biological process: carbohydrate transport; transmembrane transport. Lineage: Eukaryota; Fungi; Ascomycota; Eurotiomycetes; Chaetothyriales; Herpotrichiellaceae. The record is from RefSeq and is a predicted model, not a curated record. The transcript has 4 exons. Gene Ontology annotation, cellular component: membrane. Bases 323 to 1966 code for a protein of 547 amino acids. Gene Ontology annotation, molecular function: carbohydrate:proton symporter activity.